This is a messenger RNA of Salvia miltiorrhiza (redroot sage), 1711 nucleotides long. RefSeq names its product sugar transport protein 8-like. Gene Ontology annotation, cellular component: membrane. The transcript has 3 exons. The record is from RefSeq and is a predicted model, not a curated record. Gene Ontology annotation, molecular function: monosaccharide transmembrane transporter activity. Lineage: Eukaryota; Viridiplantae; Streptophyta; Magnoliopsida; Lamiales; Lamiaceae. Gene Ontology annotation, biological process: monosaccharide transmembrane transport. The coding region runs from base 125 to 1651 and encodes 508 amino acids.
GUUAACUCUCACAGCUGCUUACGCGCGCGUGCAUAUAUAUAAGCCAGCACAUUCUGAUAGUUUCAUCGUAGAUCCGAGAUACAUACAUACAUACAUUACUCGAAGUCGGUGAUUUAGAUCCACCAUGGCACCCAUCAUCGAGUCCGCCGGCGAUACAGGCCGUGAUUUCCCGUCGAAGCUGACCUUGCAGGUGGUCGUUUGUAGCCUCAUCGCAGCCGUGGGUGGGUUCAUGUUCGGCUACGACAUUGGCAUAUCAGGAGGCGUGACAUCUAUGGAUGAUUUUUUGUUGAAGUUUUUCCAUCGUGUUUACGAGAAGAAGCACAGGGCGAGGGAGGACAACUACUGCAAAUUCGAUGACCAGUUGCUCCAACUGUUCACGUCGUCGCUCUACCUGUCGGCUGUGGUGUGCUGCUGGGUCGCCUCCUUCACCUGCAAGCGCUACGGCAGGAAGCGCACCAUGCAGAUGGCCGCCUCAUUCUUCUUCGUCGGCGCUGCCCUUAACGCCGCCGCCGUCAAUCUUCACAUGCUCAUCGCCGGUAGGAUUCUUUUGGGAGCUGGCGUCGGCUUCGGCAACCAGGCAGUGCCCCUCUUCAUAUCGGAAAUCGCCCCGGCAAAGCACCGCGGAAUGCUCAACAUAUGCUUCCAACUGCUGAUCACGGUGGGGAUUCUGGUGGCGAACUUGAUAAACUACUGGACCUCAGGGAUCCCCGGCCACGGCUGGCGGAUCUCCCUCGGCCUGGCCGCCGUCCCCGCGGUGGUGCUCGGGCUGGGCUCCAUUCUCAUCAGCGAGACGCCGACCAGCCUCGUCGAGCGGGGCAGGAAGGAAGAAGGCCUGAAAUCCCUGAGGAGGAUCCGCGGCGUGGACGACGUGCAGAAGGAGUUCGACGAGAUCGUGGAGGCCACCGACGUCGCCAAUCAGAUCAAGCACCCCUUCCGAAACCUGAAGAGGAGAUCGAGCUGGCCGAUGCUCUUCUGCAGCAUAGCUCUGCAGAUAUUCCAACAGUUCACCGGGAUCAACGUGAUCAUGUUCUACGCGCCGGUGCUGUUCCAGACGAUGGGGCUGGGGUCGGACGCGGCGCUGAUGUCGGCCGUGAUCACGGGGUGCAUCAACUCGGCGUCGACCCUGGUGGCGGUGUUCGGGGUGGACAGGUUCGGGAGGAGGAAGCUGCUGAUUCAGGCGGCGGCGCAGAUGCUGGUGUCGCAGGUGAUCGUAGGAGUGAUUCUGCAAGUGUUUCUGAAGGCGAGCAACAGCAUACCGAGAUGGUACGCGUACGUGGUGGUGGCGCUGAUAUGCGUGUUCGUGAUGGGAUUCGCGUGGUCGUGGGGCCCGCUGGGGUGGCUAAUCCCCAGCGAGAUCUUCCCCUUGGAGACGCGCACGGCGGGGUUCUUCUGCGCGGUCAGCACCAACAUGAUCUUCACCUUCAUCAUUGCGCAGGCCUUCCUCACCAUGCUCUGCCAUAUGAAGGCGGCAAUCUUCUUCUUCUUUGCGGCCUGGAUCGUCGUCAUGGGCGCCUUCGCGAUCUUCUUGCUGCCGGAGACAAAGGGGAUUCCCAUUGAUAAGAUGAGUCAGGUCUGGAGCCAGCAUUGGUUCUGGCGGACCUUCUUCGACUCGCUUCCUACCUCCUCUAUUCAACCGCCCACUACCAAUUGAUUACAUUUUUUAAAUUUCUUUAUUUAUUUUUAUAUUCAUCAUUACUGUCUGUCAUCAUUA